Guillardia theta CCMP2712 is the source of this 250-nucleotide messenger RNA. RefSeq lists its product as hypothetical. NCBI's taxonomy places the organism in Eukaryota, Cryptophyceae, Pyrenomonadales, Geminigeraceae. The record is from RefSeq and is a predicted model, not a curated record. The transcript has 2 exons. The coding region runs from base 11 to 208 and encodes 65 amino acids.
GGGACGCGCAAUGCUGGUGCCUGUUUUCAAGUCACUCUUCUCUGGAGACCCCAUGGGCGUCCCAUCGUUGAACGCAUGCACGCUCAAGAACUCUUCCUUCUACGUGUGCAACAACGCCGUUGACAGCCCAGAGCUCUACGUGCACUAUGACGGAGUCAACGGACCUGAUGAUGGCCACGAGUGGCUUGUGGGACAUCCUUUCUACUAAGAUGUCGGUUUAGAGGGCGUGAAGGAUUAAAAAGCUUUGAUC